This is a messenger RNA of Solanum stenotomum, 1426 nucleotides long. RefSeq names its product MDIS1-interacting receptor like kinase 2-like. The transcript has 2 exons. The record is from RefSeq and is a predicted model, not a curated record. The coding region runs from base 16 to 1161 and encodes 381 amino acids. Lineage: Eukaryota; Viridiplantae; Streptophyta; Magnoliopsida; Solanales; Solanaceae. Gene Ontology annotation, biological process: protein phosphorylation. Gene Ontology annotation, molecular function: protein kinase activity; ATP binding.
AAUAAUAAAGCUUUCAUGAAUGCCUCAUUGCAAGGUAAUAAAGGUCUUUGCGGCAAUGUAAUAGGUUUCCUGCCAUGCAACAUACCAUCCUCUAUGGUGAAGAAGCACUCAAUGGCGAAGGGACUUAAACUCAUCCUCAUCACUGUACUUCCUAUUCUGGGAGCAUUAGUGCUUCUUUGUGCUUUCGCUGGUGCUCUCUUUAUGCGUGACCAAAGAAGAAGAGUUGGAGACGUUGAAAGACGGGAUUCCAUUGACAAAGAUGAUGGUCUGCUUUCAAUAUCCUCAUUACAUGGAAGUUCAUUAUACUGGGAUAUCUUAAAAGCCACCGAGGAGUUUGAUGCAACAUUUUGCAUUGGGAAAGGAGGGUUCGGAAGUGUUUACAAGGUAAAUCUUCCAUCAUUGGGAAAUGUAGCUGUGAAGCGACUUCAUUCUUCAUUUGAGAUUAAGCAUCGCAAGAGCUUCAUGAAUGAGGUAAGGGCAUUGACAGGGAUUAAGCAUCGGAACAUUGUGAGACUCUAUGGCUUUUGUUCGAAUGCACAACACUCGUUCUUGGUUUACGAGUAUGUGGAGAGGGGGAGUUUGUCUAGUAUAUUGAGCAACGAAGUAGAGUCCAAGAAAUUGGAUUGGCUUACAAGGGUGAAUAUCAUCAAAGGUGUUGCUUAUGCUUUAUCCUACAUGCACCACGAUUGCUCACCCCCGAUUGUUCAUCGGGACAUAUCAAGCAGUAAUGUUUUGCUUGACUCCGAGUUUGAAGCUCGUGUUUCAGAUUUUGGCAUAGCUAAGAUUCUCAAGCCAGACUCAUCCAAUUGUACUGCACUUGCAGGCACAUAUGGCUAUGUAGCACCAGAGCUUGCCUAUACAUUGAAGGUGACGGAAAUGUGUGACGUCUACAGCUUUGGAGUAUUAGCAUUGGAGGUAAUCAAAGGAAAGCAUCUUGGGGAAUACCUUACUCUUCUAGCAAAUCCAUCAACAAGAGAUGUGCAGCUAAGUGAUUUGCUAGAUGAACGCCUUCCACAUCCUGAGGAUGAAGUAAAAGAGUUUUUGGUUUUCAUCGUCAAGCUAGCAAUCUCGUGUUUGCUUGAAAAUCCAAAAUCAAGGCCAACAAUGCACUUCAUCUCUCAUAUGUUAUCAAUGGAUCCACCCAAUCAUCAGAUUCCAUGAAAGUGAGAUUCCUCGAGAUGUAAGGUGCCCUGGUAUGGAAAAGAUUAUGCUCAGCACCAAGUCGUUGUGAAGUAACAAGUAUGUUGAUCUGAACUUUCACAGCAAAAUAUUAUUAAGAUUAGCCUUUCUGUAUUGUUGAGUUGAGUAUAUAGAUUACUUAUUUCAAUCUGAAGGUCUCAGAGCCUUUGUACUAGAAUAUAUACAAACUACAGUAUACUAUAUACUGAUGUUAAGUAAUAAAAGCAAGUUCCAUGUUCGUUAAGUA